CUUGUCUUGUCAAAAUUUCUCUUCUGGUUGGGCAACCAUGUCUUUGAACGCGACCAUCGCGCAGAGCGCCGCGCAUAUAACGAGUGCCCAGCUGUAUGCGGGCGCGGGCACCGACUUUGCGUCGUUGAACUGGUUCGAGCAGCAGUGGGCGGCGUGGUAUCUGUGGAUUGGUAACCCCAUCAUCGCGACUGGUCUUGCCAGCUUCCUGCUUCACGAAAUUGUGUACUUCGGCCGCUGCGUCCCAUGGAUGAUCAUCGACUCCAUCCCGUAUUUCCGCAAGUGGAAGUUGCAGCCUGCCAAAAUUCCCACCAUCGCUGAACAGUGGGAAUGCACCAAGCUCGUCCUGUUCUCCCACUUCACGAUUGAAGCUCCCACAAUCUUCCUGUUCCAUCCUGUCGCUGAGAUCCUUGGCAUGAGCACUUGGCAGGUGCCUUUCCCGCAUUGGAAGGUCAUGCUCCCCCAGCUGGCGUUCUUUUUCUUCUUCGAGGACAUGUUCCACUAUUUCGCCCAUCAGCUCCUCCACACGCCGAUGCUCUACAAGCACAUUCACAAGAUCCAUCACAAGUACUCAGCGCCGUUCGGUCUGGCCGCUGAGUAUGCGCACCCUGCGGAGGUCAUGAUCCUUGGCACCGGCACCAUUGCAGGACCCUUACUCUACUGCUUCUUCACGCGCAACCUGCAUAUCCUCACCGUCUACAUCUGGAUCACGCUCCGCCUCUUCCAGGCUGUCGACGCGCACAGCGGCUAUGACUUCCCCUGGUCUCUCCAGCAUAUCGUGCCCUUCUGGUCCGGCGCAGAGCACCACGACUUCCACCACAUGGCCUUCGUGAACAACUUCUCGACAUCCUUCCGGUGGUGGGAUCGCGUGCUCGGCACGGACGACAAGUACCUCGCCUACCGCUCCCGCAUGCAGGCCGCCAUGAAGGAGGCCCGCGCGAAGGGCCUGUCGGUCCAGCAAAUGAAGGAGGUCGAGGAGCGCAUGGUGAAGGAGGCCGAGGCCGAGGGCGUGCGUGCCGAGGCAGAGGUAGAGCGCUUGGGCGAGAAGGGGAAGAAGGCCAAGACAUCAUGAUUUUAGUGGCUGGGAUAUCCAUCCAUAGACACUCGGAGUGGGGGAGGGGCGUAUAGCCUUAUAUUAUGAACGGGUGUUGAUAAUCUCGUUCUUGCUUUAAUCCUAUAUAUACCGCUGUUUGUUGCUUGGUGCGCACUGUUGUAAACGCACGGUAUCGGGCUACCGUCUUGCCUCCAAGGCCUCAAUCCGGUGCUUCCGUGACCGGUUGGGAGAGC
Molecule: messenger RNA, 1284 nt
Organism: Heterobasidion irregulare TC 32-1
Lineage: Eukaryota; Fungi; Basidiomycota; Agaricomycetes; Russulales; Bondarzewiaceae
Gene: smo1
Product: C4-methyl sterol oxidase 1
Exons: 5
Coding region: 38-1069 (343 amino acids)
Biological process (GO): ergosterol biosynthetic process
Molecular function (GO): C-4 methylsterol oxidase activity; iron ion binding
Source: RefSeq, a predicted model, not a curated record